CAAAUAAAACAAAAGGUUGUUGCAAUACGAUGUCGUUUAGUAGAUUCCACUGGAAGAAGAUAUGCAUUUGAGUUUCGCCACCAUUAUUGCACAACUUCAGCAAGCCGCCAACGCUUGUUAUCGUCUGCCCUACAAACCACAAGGCUACAAUCAGUAAGAUAACUCAACCUAUAAUCGACGAAAGUUUUGCAUAUAAAAAAGGAACAGGCAACAAAUUCGGUGCAAAUUACUCGAAUCGGCAAAAAUGGAAAAGGAAACACCGACGAAAGCUAGCAUCGUGAGUUCAUUAAUGGCGGUGAAGCGACGUUCCGGCAAGACUUUCAGUCAAAUAGCGGAGGAGACUGGAUUGACUAAUGUCUAUGUUGCUCAGCUCCUGAGACAUCAAGCUCAAUUGAAGCCCGAUACUGUCCCUAAACUCCGGGCAUCACUCCCCGGCUUUGUGGAUUCUCAAAUCCAGCUGAUGAUGGAACCCCCUCUUAGAUCCUAUGAUCCAUCCAUUAUCCAGGAUCCUACCAUCUACAGGUUAAACGAAGCUGUUAUGCACUUUGGUGAAAGCAUUAAGGAAAUCAUCAAUGAAGAUUUUGGUGAUGGCAUAAUGUCAGCUAUAGACUUCUUUUGCUCGGUUGACAAAGUGAAGGGCGUGGAUGGGAAGGAGCGUGUAGUGCUGACGUUUGAUGGGAAGUAUUUGCCACACACUGAGCAUAAGGUGGAGAAUAUGGUAUCAAGACCGAAGGUGCCUAAAGAAUAGUUUUCAAGACUUAAGUGGUUAUUUGAUUAUGGUAUUCACCAAAUUGUGUUGUGUAUGCUUUAAGAUGUUUUCUUGUAAUUGUAGCUUUGAUGGUUAACUACCUAUGAAAUAAAAACCUAGAUCUUGGUAUGAAUUGAUCUCGUCAUUGUAGUGGUAAAAUGGUAAUUUUUGAAAUUUUAUGUUCAAAUACAGG
Molecule: messenger RNA, 941 nt
Organism: Lactuca virosa
Lineage: Eukaryota; Viridiplantae; Streptophyta; Magnoliopsida; Asterales; Asteraceae
Source: the annotation of a GenBank genome assembly